AUGGAUGAAAAGAAAGAUACAAAAAAGAAGAGGGUCUCCUUUGCACCUGAGCCUCAAGUGAUGUACAUAUAUUCCGAGGAGGAGAACAAAGGCAAUAGGGGCACUGAUUCUGGCAUAUUAAGCGAGGAAGAGAUUUCUGUGGAGCUGACUGUGGACCAUCUUCGAGCUGAGGAGUCGCAGGGUAAUGAAGGACUAAAUGCAAACUUCCUCAGCACAGGAUUGAAUGAUCUGAUGAAGGAAAGCAAGGAUGGGCAUAAUGCAAAGGACGGCAAUGCCAUUAAGGAAAAUGUUCCUAAUGACGGAAGAAUAGGGAAGGACUACCCAGAGGAAGAAGGAAGUUGUACACAGAUAGAGAUUCCUGGGGGAUGUGAAGAAGAGAAGGAUGUGAAUAGAGAAGGGGCUUCAGGAGAGAUAAGAGAAGGCAUUGAAGAUGUAGAUGGAUGGAAAGAAAGCAUCUUGAAGAACGAGGAUGAAGUGUUUGAAGACACCCUAAUCAGCAAUGAGACGAUUAAUGUGGAGGAGAUUAUAAAUACUCAGGAUCUUCGGAAGAUGAUUCCACAAGCUAAAAGAGAAGUUGUAAAUGUUUCUGAGCUACUAGUUUCAAAGGGGAUCAGAUUUCUUGAUAGUCUCGUCGUAUCUAACACAAGAAGAGAUACGAUGUCGAAAUCCCUGAAUGAGGUGCAUCCAAGGCAAGAAAAGUUCUAUGAGAGCUUUCUGGAGCCCCGAACACGGUUUUUUCUAGAGUUCAGCUCCGAACUUGAGGAAAGGAUGUCCAAGCAAGAAAAGGUAAACAAUGAGUUGGAGAGGGACUUCAACAUUUCCGGGACUGUUUUUGAAAGAGAGGAUGCCUCUAGCCAACUCAGAAGCUUGAAGACUGAAUGCAGGAUGAGGGCAAAGAUUGAGUGGUAUGAGCUUCGUAAGGAAAAGGAGGUUGAGUUCAACAGAGAGGUGACCGAUAGGAGGAACCGGCUUGCUGAGGAGUAUAACGACAUAUCUGGAAGACUAAAAGAGGUUUCUGAGGAUGUUGAAGCGAAAGGAAAGAGCAAUGAAAGGAUGGAGGAACAGAUAAGCCGAAUAAGGAACAGGGUUGGGGGAGAUGGAGAGGAAAAGGAUCGAAAGAUCUCUGAGCUGAAGUUGGUAAUAAGUGAGCAGGAGAAUGCAAUUGAGAAUAUUAAGAAGGAGGUGAAAGGACUUGAAGAGGAGAAAAUAAGGAAGCAAGCUGAGAAACGUGUGUUAAAAGAGGCAUUAAAAAAGAUUGAGGAUGAGGUUAAGGACCUUGAGAAGGCAUUGAAGGUCCAGAAUGUAACUGAGGGGCAACUAAAGGAGAUAAGGCAGGAGUUCCGAACCAUAUGUGCUAUUUUUGGGAUGGAGAUAAGUAGAGUAGAUACUUCCGAGAUUAGGCUCAAGUUACUAGGAUAUGAUUUCAAGAUAGGUUUAGAGGAAGGGUUUAUGAUAAGGUCUAUUGAUAGUACCCCCUUAUGCGACAGGAAAGGAUUGGGGCUUCUAUACCACUACUUUGGAAGGUAUUUCAAAGGUGUAGGCCUUAGUUUUUUCAAAGGCAUUAGGAACGUUAUGCUUACAUCAGCAAUGGCAUCGGGUAUAUACAAGGAAGUGGGAGAAAUCGGGAAAAGUCACGAGGUUGAAUGCCAUCUCAAUGAUGACGAAGUUAUUGUUAGAAUACUGAUGCUGGAUAUUGCAAAAUGCACCAAGUGUGAGGUUGCUAUCAUUAUAAGAAAUGGAUUUGAAUGUUUGAUCCAAUGGGGAGGUAAAAGUAAAGCCUAUGACCUUAGGAAGGAUAUGGGUGUGAUAUCAAGGUCUGUGGAAGAGGCACUUGUAAGUCUCUGA
Molecule: messenger RNA, 1845 nt
Organism: Encephalitozoon romaleae SJ-2008
Lineage: Eukaryota; Fungi; Microsporidia; Unikaryonidae
Exons: 1
Coding region: 1-1845 (614 amino acids)
Source: RefSeq, a predicted model, not a curated record